Messenger RNA from Lacerta agilis (Sand lizard), 2059 nucleotides. RefSeq names its product sodium channel epithelial 1 subunit alpha (gene SCNN1A). NCBI's taxonomy places the organism in Eukaryota, Metazoa, Chordata, Lepidosauria, Squamata, Lacertidae. Gene Ontology annotation, molecular function: ligand-gated sodium channel activity. Gene Ontology annotation, cellular component: membrane. Gene Ontology annotation, biological process: sodium ion transmembrane transport. The record is from RefSeq and is a predicted model, not a curated record.
UUGUAACCGUGAAGGCUGAAAACCAGCCUAGACGCAAGAGGGCUGAACAGCUGAAAUGGAGACCAAGCAAGAGAAAAAGGAGGAGGAGAAAAAAGAAGAGAGUUCUGGUCUCAUUGAAUUCUUUAGUUCCUAUCAGGAGCUUUUCCAGUUUUGUAACAACCCAACCAUCCAUGGAGCUAUCCGACUGGUUUGUUCAAAGAAGAACAAGAUGAAGACUGCCUUCUGGUCGGUUCUCUUCUUCCUCACCUUUGGCCUCAUGUACUGGCAGUUUGGAAUUAUCUACAGGGAGUACUUCAGCUUUCCUGUCAACCUGAUGAACCUCAACUCUGAUAGGCUUACCUUCCCUGCUGUCACACUGUGUACUCUCAAUCCCUACAGGUACAGUGCAAUUCAGGAGCAGCUGCAAGAGCUGGAUCAAAUCACACAGCGGACACUGAUGGAGCUCUACAAAUACAACAUGUCCAUGGAGCAGAAGAAUUGGCAGGCCCAAUCCUUGCGGAAACGCAGCUCCAGGAGCCUGUACCGCCACAUCCAACGCCACCCGCUCUAUAGACACAAGCGUGAGACCAGCAUGGAGGAGAACAAUCCCCAAGUGGACAAGAGUGACUGGAAGAUUGGUUUCAUUCUGUGGAAUGAAAACAAGACAGACUGCUUCCACCAAAUGUACUCCUCGGGUGUGGAUGCCGUCCGAGAGUGGUACAGCUUCCACUACAUCAACAUCCUGGCGAGCAUCCCCGACAUCAAAGAACUCGACGAGUCCAACUUCACAAGCUUCAUCUAUUCCUGCCGUUUCAACGAGGGGACAUGCAACAAAGCGAACUACACUCAUUUCCAUCACCCUAUUUAUGGAAACUGCUACACGUUCAAUGACAACAGCAGCACACUCUGGAUGUCCUCCCUGCCUGGGAUCAAUAAUGGUCUCUCUCUAGUUGUCCGCACAGAGCAGAACGACUUUAUCCCACUUCUAUCCACUGUGACGGGGGCCCGAGUGAUGGUGCACGGUCAGAAGGAACCGGCCUUCAUGGAUGACGGGGGCUUCAAUGUGCGCCCCGGCGUCGAAACAUCCAUCAGUAUGAGAAAGGAAACAACAAACCGUCUUGGGGGCAGCUACAGCGACUGCACAGAAAACGGCAGCGAUGUGCCCGUGAAGAUCCUCUACCAAUCCCGUUAUACUGAGCAGGUCUGCAUUCGUUCCUGUUUUCAGAAUAGCAUGGUGGACCGGUGUGGUUGUGGCCAUUUCUUCUACCCCUUGCCCACCGGAGCAGUUUACUGUGACUACAACAAGCAUCCCGCAUGGGGUUAUUGUUAUUACAAACUCCAGGCUGAAUUCAAAACAGGCACCCUGGGCUGUUUCGCCAAAUGCCGGAAACCUUGCAAGGUGACAGAAUACCAGUUGUCAGCUGGAUAUUCACAAUGGCCCUCUGCUGUCUCUGAGGCCUGGGUGUUCCACAUGCUGUCACGGCAAAACAAGUACAACAUCACAUCCAAGAGGAAUGGAAUUGCCAAAGUGAAUAUAUUUUUUGAGGAGUGGAAUUAUAAAAGCAACGGGGAGUCUCCUGCUUUCACAGUGGUGACACUGCUUUCACAGCUGGGAAGCCAGUGGAGCCUCUGGUUUGGGUCCUCUGUCCUCUCCGUGGUAGAGCUGGCUGAGUUGAUUCUGGAUUUUGUCGCCAUCACCUGCAUCCUGACUUUCCGCCGGCUGUACUUGCACGAAUCCUCUGACCUCCGUACACCCAACAGCCAUGACACCACCUCCCAUGCUGCAUCUCCUGCCCCACAGCGUGCCCCACUCGAGUCUGAAGUUGCUGCGCUACCAUCCUACAACAGCUUGGAAUCACUAUCCCUGCACAGAGUUUCCUUCAGGAGAACAGAGUGAGGGGCCCAAGUGGCCAGAAUGGCUUGCACAAGCCCUUCUUGAAGCCUUCAGAUGGACAUUACUGCCGGCAGCUCACUGUACCUUUCAUACUUCCAUGAGGCAGAUUGGACCGAAAGGUCUCCUAGGAAGUUAUCAGCAGAAGGAUGUCAUAGUACACGUAUAGGGCCCAAGUGGCUUGGAAUG